GUGACUGACAGUUUGAAACAAAAAGCUUCCACUCUGGUAUAUAUCUAUAUCAAUAUAUAAGCUGUAUCAGGAUGAAGAUUGCAAAAGUAAACAUUACAGCCAUACUGCUUAUGUGCAUAUCAUACGCGCAUGCCAAGUGUCGCUGCCAGCAAAUUACAACGGUGGUCAAUGGACAAAUUGUGUGUUCGUGCAACCCAGGCUAUAAAGUCAACCCAGCUAAUACUGCUAAAUGUCUAGACAUCGAUGAAUGCAAUGCACAGCCAAGUCCAUGUCAACAAGUUUGUACCAACACUAUUGGAAGCUACACCUGCUCAUGUAAUGAUGGAUACGUCAUAAAUAGCACAGACCCUACACAGUGUGAUGAUUAA
Physella acuta is the source of this 368-nucleotide messenger RNA. Its product is annotated as fibulin-5-like. Gene Ontology annotation, molecular function: calcium ion binding. NCBI's taxonomy places the organism in Eukaryota, Metazoa, Mollusca, Gastropoda, Physidae. The record is from RefSeq and is a predicted model, not a curated record.